Penicillium malachiteum is the source of this 681-nucleotide messenger RNA. RefSeq lists its product as uncharacterized. The transcript has 2 exons. Lineage: Eukaryota; Fungi; Ascomycota; Eurotiomycetes; Eurotiales; Aspergillaceae. The record is from RefSeq and is a predicted model, not a curated record. The coding region runs from base 1 to 681 and encodes 226 amino acids.
AUGGCUACUAAUCAUUCUACCCUCAACACUCACUGUGUUACGGUUCAGUUGCUACAAGUUCCUCUACGCAGUCCCCGAGACACAUCCUCCCGGCCAUGGUGGACCCACUUGAUUACCAGCCUCCAAGGCGUUGACGGUAUCACGAAGGUGGUAUGGGCUUCACAGCACGAAGAUGAGAAAAUUCAAGGUAUAGUCAUCUGUUGGGAUUCACGCAGUGCACAGAAAACGUGGGCAGACUCAGUGGAACACACAACUUGGAUGAGUGAUAUCAAAUCGCUUGCUACCGGGCCUCUAUGCGAGGACAUUGUUUUUCUUGACGAAUCCGUCAAUAAGGUACUGGGUGCCCAGGUGGUUGAGAUUGUGUCAUGGAUCCACCCAACCAGCCAGAUAGACGGAGAGAAGAUACGCCUUCUAGAGGAUGGCUUCUUGAAAUUUCAAAAAGCUAUCAGUAAUGAGACCUCUGGGGUCGAUGGGGGUCUCGUUGCUGGUUUAGGACAAAUCGAAUUUGUUCAUCAAGGAGUGCGCUGUCAUCGCUUCACCUCCUUGAUUGGGUGGAAAAGUGUUCAAACGCACUAUGACUGCAAGGCUACUCCAGCAUUCAUGGAAAAUAUCCAGUGGUUGACGGAUCAAAACGAGAGGGACAUGGAGAUGGUUCACUAUUCAUUCGGCGGGUCAUCUUAA